Homo sapiens (human) is the source of this 5404-nucleotide messenger RNA. It is a transcript of the gene GBX2, whose product is annotated as gastrulation brain homeobox 2. The transcript has 4 exons. Bases 416 to 1462 code for a protein of 348 amino acids. Gene Ontology annotation, cellular component: nucleus. Gene Ontology annotation, biological process: regulation of DNA-templated transcription; positive regulation of transcription by RNA polymerase II. The record is from RefSeq and is a predicted model, not a curated record. NCBI's taxonomy places the organism in Eukaryota, Metazoa, Chordata, Mammalia, Primates, Hominidae. Gene Ontology annotation, molecular function: DNA-binding transcription activator activity, RNA polymerase II-specific; RNA polymerase II-specific DNA-binding transcription factor binding; RNA polymerase II transcription regulatory region sequence-specific DNA binding.
AAAGGUGCUGGCUGCGCCCGCCGGAGAUAAGUACGCCGGCUUCGCGCGCUCCCCAGCGGCCCGCGGGAGGCGACGGACGGCGGGACGGACGGACGGACGGCAGCUUACCGGGGCCGAGGGCCAAACCCGCGAAGCGCGCGGGCUCCGACGGGCAAGCGGCGGACGGGGGCUCCGGCGAGCCCUCGGGGCCCGGGCGCCCUCUCCACUCCGGGGCGCACGGCCUCACCCCGCACACCCCCUGCACCCGCCCGGCAUGCAGCGGGCCCAGGACUGAGGGGCGGAGGCGUCUGCUCUCCGGGUCCCGCUCGGCCCCUGCCCGGCGCUCCCGGCGGUGCUCCCGGCGUCCGGCGGGCUUCCCGGCGGCGGCGCGGCGCGGGGACUUUUCGCCUCUCGCUGGCCUCUACCGAGCGCGUCUAUGAGCGCAGCGUUCCCGCCGUCGCUGAUGAUGAUGCAGCGCCCGCUGGGGAGUAGCACCGCCUUCAGCAUAGACUCGCUGAUCGGCAGCCCGCCGCAGCCCAGCCCCGGCCAUUUCGUCUACACCGGCUACCCCAUGUUCAUGCCCUACCGGCCGGUAGUGCUGCCGCCGCCGCCGCCGCCGCCGCCCGCGCUGCCCCAGGCCGCGCUGCAGCCAGCGCUGCCGCCCGCACACCCUCACCACCAGAUCCCCAGCCUGCCCACAGGCUUCUGCUCCAGCCUGGCGCAGGGCAUGGCGCUCACCUCUACGCUCAUGGCCACGCUCCCCGGCGGCUUCUCCGCGUCGCCCCAGCACCAGGAGGCGGCAGCGGCCCGCAAGUUCGCGCCGCAGCCGCUGCCCGGCGGCGGUAACUUCGACAAGGCGGAGGCGCUGCAGGCUGACGCGGAGGACGGCAAAGGCUUCCUGGCCAAAGAGGGCUCGCUGCUCGCCUUCUCCGCGGCCGAGACGGUGCAGGCUUCGCUCGUCGGGGCUGUCCGAGGGCAAGGGAAAGACGAGUCAAAGGUGGAAGACGACCCGAAGGGCAAGGAGGAGAGCUUCUCGCUGGAGAGCGAUGUGGACUACAGCUCGGAUGACAAUCUGACUGGCCAGGCAGCUCACAAGGAGGAAGACCCGGGCCACGCGCUGGAGGAGACCCCGCCGAGCAGCGGCGCCGCGGGCAGCACCACGUCUACGGGCAAGAACCGGCGGCGGCGGACUGCCUUCACCAGCGAGCAGCUGCUGGAGCUAGAGAAGGAGUUCCACUGCAAAAAGUACCUCUCCUUGACCGAGCGCUCGCAGAUCGCCCACGCCCUCAAACUCAGCGAGGUGCAGGUGAAAAUCUGGUUCCAGAACCGACGGGCCAAGUGGAAACGGGUGAAGGCAGGCAAUGCCAAUUCCAAGACAGGGGAGCCCUCCCGGAACCCUAAGAUCGUCGUCCCCAUCCCUGUCCACGUCAGCAGGUUCGCUAUCAGAAGUCAGCAUCAGCAGCUAGAACAGGCCCGGCCCUGAGGGUCCAGAAGGGCCAGGGCCUGGCACCCACCUGGAGAAGCCCCCGCACCCGAGGGAACCCAUGGUGGACUCCACUGUGUUUGAAGCAACAAAGUCACAGCCCAGCUGUGGCCAUCCCAAGCAAAUUGAGAAUAUAUUCACUAAAUGGGCUUAAAAGACUGCUUUUGAAGGGGCUUACAGCCACACCAGAAGACACGCUAAAUAUUUAUUAUACUAUCCUACUUUGUACAUAAAUAUCUCUAUAGACUGGAUCUCAGCUGCAGUAUUUUGAAAGUUAUAGGACUUAAUUACCCAGUAAUUUCUCCACUCAUUCCAGAAGAAAACAAAACCUCUGCUGUAAUCUGCGCGGUUAGCAGCCACCUUUCCAUACUUUUCCAAAGCCUAAUCGAUACCUAGUAGGCCGGCAAACUUCGGCCAGAGGAGGAGGUGGGUGCCCGGAGGAGGCAAGCGAGUGCGGGUAUUGGUGGCUUUGCACAAACUCCUGAUGCUCCAAAUCGACUACAGCCAGGGAGGAAACGUCUUUCCUUUACAAAUAUCUCCGGCCCGAAAAGAAGCGGUGCUCGCCUGCCGGCAGAGUGGAGGGUCCAUAAAUCAGGCUCCGGGCGUUAUCUGGCGACAGGAGCAAAAACCCAGCGAGCCCAGCCGGCUUCCCGGCAGCCCUCAGUCGGAGGCGGAGGCUGGCUGGAGCGCCCCCGGCCCCGGCACCUCCCCCUCCGGGCGGGGUCGAGGGGGCGGGACCCGGGCACCGCCCCACCCCAAGGACGCCCCGGUAGUCCGCACCACAAAGGGGGAAAACGGGAGAGGCUACGCAGGGGAGCUGGGAGUCGGUCUGCAAGGGACGGGGAGCUGCGCGCCUCCCCAUCUCGGUGGGGCGUGCCUGGUCCCCAAGCCCACUCCUGUCCCAACCCCGGCCCUGCGCUCAGAGCCCUGUCCGCUCGCUGCCGGACCCCGAAGCGCGCCGCCAGAUACUGCGGCGGACAGGCCCAGGGGCGUUCAGCGGGCCAGCGAGUGUGAGCGUGGUGCCACCAAGCCAGCAGCCCGAAGCGCGAGAGAAGCCGGGGCUUCGCCAGCCUCAGCCUUUCGAGUGGGGGAAGGAGGGGAGGCCGGUGAGCCGCUGCGAUGCAGCGGCGCUCGGCCCUCGGCGAGGUUCUCAGCCGAAGAAGGGGAAGCGCGGCCCGCCAUGGGUUAGUACUAAUAUUGACUUAAUUUUUACUACUUACAGGCCGUCACCUCCCCACGGCGGAGGGGCCUGGGGACCAAGACCUCCACCCAAACUUCAGGCGCAGGGUGAAGGCUGGGAGCGACCGAGUCACCCUUUCCCGCCGCGUUCCCAACAGUUCCGGUGGCGGAAAAUGGCCCAGACUUGGUUUUCGAGCCCAAUAAAAUAGAAGGGCCAGUCCUCCGAGGGCGUCGGCCGGCUCUGCGGGGCGCCGAGAGCCGCAGAGGCUCCUGGCCGCGCCCCGCCCAGCGCCAUGAAGCCUGGCAGGGAGGGGAUGGCGCCCGGGUCGCGCCCUGGCCUGGCGCGGGGGCCGCAAGGCCGGGAUCCCGCCCGCCAGGAAGCGCUGAGUGCAGGUUGCCGGUGAGCGCCUGCUGCUCGGGGCAGGUACCCACUGGCCACACGACGCUGCUGCAGCAUUCGAGGCCCGCAGGGACGCCGUCCCCCGACCCACACACCUGAGCCAGUCUGCGCGUGGCUGGGGGCGAAGAGUUUACCCGGGAAGGUUGGGGAGCUGCGGCCUCUGCCCCGCCGGCCCUGCGGGUCGGGGGAAGAGACCCUGGCACUCCCCGCAGAUCCUGGAGUGCCCCCCAUAUCCCCUUCCACCAUAACAGGUGUAACCCCACCCGCCUUCUCCAAAAGCCCAUGGCAGGGAUGAGGGGCAGAGGGACCCGAAGCUUUGACCGCACAAACCCGGCGGGAAAGCGAAGCCCACUAGGAACCGGAGGCCGCCGUCAGGAAGCCCCGCUCCUGGGACCGAGCUCCGGGCCCUCCCAGCCUCGAGGUCCUCGCCCUAUGGAGGCACGAGGAGGAGAGGGCCCGAGCUCCCCAAGCUGGCCGAUGCCGCCCUCCCUCCUGCUCCUCGGGGCGCUGACCCCCUCCCUCCCUAACCCCUGAGCCCCGGGGCGCCCCCGAGAGCCCGGCAGGGAGGCCAAGGCCCGGGAGACAGGCCGAGGGGAGGAAGAUAAACAAGCAGCGCUUGAUGGCCGCUGUCAUCAUGGCCGUCAUCAUGGCUUUCAUUUGGCUGCCUAAUGAGUCACAUCACAGGCAGAGAGAAAAAUUGUCAAUCGCCCGGGCCCUAAUGAAUUUUUUUGCAAAUUGUAAUCAAGCCAGGCCGUCUCAGCUGGCUGAUUAAUGAGACCCACGAGGCUCGGCCAGCACCUCAGCUUUUUAUUCCAUCCCGUCCUCCCUGCACUAAAUUAACAGCAACUUGUCUGAGCUUCAAAUUAACUCCCAAUGAUUAAUUCUGAUGGGGGGGCCUGAAGAAUAGCUUGUUCUAAUAGGCUCUGGCCUGAGAUGCUGUUGGAAAUUAAUACACUUCCCCUUUGGCUGCCGGCUUUAAUCCAAGGUUGGGUUUUGACAUCACUAUAUUUGUUGUUACAAUAAAUUCCACUUACAUCUGCAGAUCAAAUAAUUACACUUGGGAGCUCCUUGGACCUGCGCCCCCCAGCCGUGCACUGGGACGCCUCAGGGCUGCCUGCACCCCGCAGCCACCGACCCAGGCAGAGGUCGGAGGGGGGCCACAAGAACAGUCACUCCACCCAGUGACUGCCUUUGCUCCCUGGCAAGCCAGGCACCCCUGCCCCAUUGGAGAACCCAAGAAGGAGCCCAGGACUACCUUCCCAGCAGCCGGGACCCACCUGCACUGGAAGCUGCUCAAAUCCCAACCUGCGCUGGAAUUUUCGAGACUUAGUGCAUGCUUGUGCAUCCAGCCUUUGCUUCCUGUCUUCAGCCCCCUGGGUGGUUCUUUCACAGAUGCCUUGUCAGCUAAAUGGAGAGCAGGGAGUGGCCCCCCCAGGCUUUUUUGAGCCCGGGUUUGCCUCGGAGGACAUCCUGACUCUAUGGCUGUCUGUGCGUCUGGCCUUCAGCCUAGGUGCUUGUACAAGCCUGGGCACAUCGCUGGUACCUGCAUUCCAAGACACCCUUUCUCUCAGGGUCAGCACCCUCUCCCUCUUGUUUCUGUUUGUUUGAGCUUAAUGGGCUUAAUUAUUUCAGCUGCAUCUGGUGAAGCUCGCACAGGGCUUCCAAGGCUGCUCCCUCCAGCCCCAGACCUGUCUGGAACAGAGUCCCAUGUUAUGCCCCAUGGCGGGUGGUUCUAGGUGCACUGAAAGCCGGGAGUGACCUUCUAGCUUUCCGGCCUCAGGAGCCUUUGGAUCACACUCUGGUUCUCACCUCGGGGCCUUCCUAGUCCCAAGUGGCUGGAGCCCACGCAUUCAGCAGCGCGGGCAGCAGAGACCCUCUCGGGGCCCUCUUCUUUCCCCUGCUGGACUUCAGUGGCGGUGUGGCAGAGUGGCUCGCUUAUGCCCAGCCGUGGCUUCCCAGGGAAGGAGGCUCCAGUGCACACACCUAUUUCUGUCCCCAGAGACCCCAGGCAUCUGCCCAGGCAUGCACAGCCAGAGCAGGUGGCCUGCUCCGACCUUCUGGCCGCUGGGUCCUCCCAGGCAGCUUCAGCGCAGUGCUCAGGGCCCAGUUCCAGGGUAGCAGGGCUCUGGGGUCUUGGGGGAAGCUAAGGCCGGGGUUCUACAGGGACAGCCCAGACGAAGGGAGGUGGCAUUCAUCUUCAUUUUAGGCCCUUAGGGUGUAAACAGGAGAAAUAUGAUCUUGGUAACCAAACAUGAAUGCAAAUCACACCGGCAGAGUAAUAAAGCACCUGAAACCCCAACGCACAUAAGCAACACCAUAUGUAUGUAGACAACCUGCAUAAAUUAUAAAUUACAUCAUCAAAA